UGAAGAUCUGGCAACAUGGUGGAGACCUGGACUGGGUGGAACAAGUCUCCAUCAGUCUGGGAGAAGUUUCCCUCCAUCGUGUUUCUUCCUGAAGGCUGCGGCUCAGAGGUCAUGGUCCUGAAUCAUCCUGAGCUUCCAGGCUGCAGUUUCUUCAUUUAUUGGUCCCUGGAGGUCUCCACAGGGGGCGCUGUUAUUCCAAACAUCCACCUGCUGCCAAAGAUCCCAGAGAGAGCGUUGCAGCUGUUCCCCACCUGGCCUGCAGGAGGCGCUGCUGCUGAGGCCUUUCAGAGCCUGCUGAGGAUUCUGGGACCUGAAGCGGCCAUUGAAUCGAUCAUCAGAGCCGUGAGCCUUUCUGAAGACGCUGAAUUGAGUGGGUAGAAGAUCCAGAAGGUCUGAUCUGGACUCUGGACCCAUCAUUGGAGGCUCAAUCAGAACUUUAUUUUUCCUCUCUUGGAUGAGACAAAACUAUAAAAUAAAAGAUUUCAGUGGAAAUCAGCAGACAGCUGCUGGGCCCUUAUAUCCUCA
This is a messenger RNA of Cyprinodon tularosa, 525 nucleotides long. RefSeq names its product centromere protein P-like. Lineage: Eukaryota; Metazoa; Chordata; Actinopteri; Cyprinodontiformes; Cyprinodontidae. Gene Ontology annotation, biological process: CENP-A containing chromatin assembly. Bases 16 to 378 code for a protein of 120 amino acids. The transcript is spliced from 4 exons. The record is from RefSeq and is a predicted model, not a curated record. Gene Ontology annotation, cellular component: chromosome, centromeric region; nucleus.